GAGAGAGAGAGUGAGAGAGAAAGGCGGCCAGACACGUGGGGGCGUUUCGGAGUGACGUAAGACAGAGAGGCUAUAAAGUUAAAGGCACGCUGUAUCUUUAUCAAUGAAAUAGUAAAAAGACAGCGAGCUUCUGGAGGAGAGAAUAUUGUUUGUUGUGUUUUUUUUCCUUGCUGUUAAAUCGGGGUUUAUUUUCCCUCCGUUUUUAUUUGUAUUGAAAAGAAGACGAAGUCCCAGAUAAAACCGGCAGCAUGAAAUACAUUAUAGGCAUUGGCGGUGUGACCAAUGGUGGGAAAACCACGGUGACGAAUAGACUUGUCAAAACGUUGCCCAACUGUUCCGUGGUGCAUCAGGACAGCUUUUUCAAGCCUCCAGAUCAGAUAGAAGUUGGUGAGGACGGCUUUAAACAAUGGGAUGUGAUCACAUCCCUUGACAUGGAAGCCAUGAUGAACACUGUCCGUGCAUGGAUGGAGAACCCAGUCAAGUUUGCCCGUUCUCAUGGAGUUAAUGUAUUACCAACAGCAGAGGAGCCCAAUUCAGAGACUGAGGUCCACAUACUGAUAGUGGAAGGCUUUCUGCUGUACAACUACAGGCCCUUGUUAGAGGUGUGUGACAAAUGCUUUUACAUUUCCAUUCCAUAUGAAGAGUGCAAAAUGAGGAGGAGUACAAGACAAUACACUGUUCCCGACCCCCCUGGUCUGUUUGACGGGCACGUCUGGCCCAUGUACCUCAAACACAGGAGAGAGAUGGAAGAAAACUGCAUGAAUGUCGAAUAUCUUGAUGGCUUGAAAUCAAGAGAGGAGAUCUACAACCAGGUGUAUGAAAACAUCCAGAACACGUUGUUAAAUCAUUUAUAGCAGGACCUGUGGAGCUCUGAAGACCUGUGUACAGAUAAUUUGUAAAUAAUUGAGGAAGUUAGGAUAGUACUAAUAACCUUACGGUUGUUUUUUUUUUUUUUUUUUUUUUUUUAAGUAAUUAUCAAUGGCAAAUAGACAUUUUUUAAUCUUGAUGUAAAUAGUUGGAAGAAACAAUGACUUGUAUUAAACUGCCCUUGAUUGUGGCAGGAUUUAUUUUUGGUAUUUUGUAUUGAUGAAUCCAAGGACCGAAAGCAGCAAGAAUAUGAACUUAUAUAUUUUUUAAAACAAUUUAACUUAAACAGUGAGAGUUUCCAAAAAGUGUGCCAAGUUAACUAUGCACAGUUAUUUUAAAGUGUUCAGUGUUUUAGUAACUGUUAUUAGUAACCAGAUAUCUUUAUCUGGUAUUUUUUUUUUUUUUUUUAAUUAUUUUAAAUGUCAACUAUCCCCAUAUCAUUGGGUUUGUCACGCCAUCUCCUAAAACUAUGAAUUUCAGACCUUGUCUUGUGUCUUUCUUUAUUCCACAUCCAUGCACACACAUUUCCCAACACAAUACAUGCAGUCUGGAGCACAGAUGCAAUGUGUUUCUACAAGCCAGAAUGCAUGGCAAUAUGAAUGUGUUUCUAUAAAGUGGCAUGCUUAUUAAUAAAUCUCCAAUCUGGUCUUUCUCUAAAAGCACAACCAACUACCUAUGUUUAAACCCAUGACGGUAUGUAACCAGUUAAUGCCUCCCUGGCAUG
Acipenser ruthenus (sterlet) is the source of this 1591-nucleotide messenger RNA. Its product is annotated as nicotinamide riboside kinase 2-like. The transcript is spliced from 8 exons. Bases 249 to 854 code for a protein of 201 amino acids. Gene Ontology annotation, cellular component: cytoplasm. The record is from RefSeq and is a predicted model, not a curated record. NCBI's taxonomy places the organism in Eukaryota, Metazoa, Chordata, Actinopteri, Acipenseriformes, Acipenseridae.